Messenger RNA from Hippoglossus stenolepis (Pacific halibut), 5834 nucleotides. RefSeq names its product carnitine palmitoyltransferase 1A2b (gene cpt1a2b). The transcript has 19 exons. Bases 133 to 2478 code for a protein of 781 amino acids. Gene Ontology annotation, molecular function: carnitine O-palmitoyltransferase activity. Gene Ontology annotation, biological process: carnitine metabolic process; fatty acid metabolic process. NCBI's taxonomy places the organism in Eukaryota, Metazoa, Chordata, Actinopteri, Pleuronectiformes, Pleuronectidae. Gene Ontology annotation, cellular component: mitochondrion. The record is from RefSeq and is a predicted model, not a curated record.
GUGGACCCAUCUGUGCAGAGCGCUGGUGCUGGGCGGCAGAGGAAGAGCCACUUUCUCUGAGAACAACAGGGAGGGGUUCGAACUCACGGCUGUGUCUGAAUCCUCAGCAGGAAACUCUUUCUCGCUUCAGCGAUGGCGGAGGCCCACCAGGCGGUGGCGUUCCAGUUCACCAUAACCCCAGAGGGCAUCGACCUCCGGCUGUCCUACCAGGCCCUGAACCAGAUCUACCUGUCAGGAGUCCGAUCCUGGAAGAAGCGAGUCAGUCGCAUCAGGAACAGGGUGAUAAAGGGCGUGUACCCCGCCAGCCCUUCCUCCUGGCUCUUUGUCGUCAUAGCGAUCCUGGCCACCAUGUACAUGCGCUCGGAUCCCAGCAUGGGGCUCAUCGACAAGAUACAGCAACACCUGCCGCUCAGCCUGCACGUGUCGCUCAGUGCUCAGGGGCAGACCAUGCUGUCGGCGCUGGUCUUCAGCACCCUGCUGUGGCUCUCCCUCAUCCUCGCCCUCCGGUUCUGUCUCAAGCUGCUGCUCUCCUACCACCAGUGGAUGUUCGAGCAGCACGGCCGGGUUUCCAACACCACCAAAGUCUGGGUGACGCUGUUGAGGUUGCUAUCGAGCAGGAAGCCUCUGCUGUACAGUUACCAGACGUCUCUACCUCACCUGCCUGUUCCUGCCAUCAGAGACACACUGAACAGGUACCUGGAGUCGGUGCGCCCCCUGCUGACGGACCCAGAGUUCCAGCGGAUGACCGAACUCGGGAACCAGUUCGAGUCCAGUCUGGGAAACCGUCUCCAACGCUACUUGAAGCUUAAAGCUCUGUGGGCCACUAACUAUGUGAGUGACUGGUGGGAGGAGUUCAUCUACCUGAGAAGCAGAGGUCCCAUCAUGGUCAACAGCAACUACUACGGCAUGGACUUUCUGUAUGUGACCCCGACCCCGCUGCAGGCCGCCAGAGCAGGAAACACCAUCACCGCUCUGCUGCUGUACCGCCGCAAAGUCAACCGGGAGGAACUCAAACCGAGUCGUGUUCCAGGCACCGUCAUCCCUCUGUGUGCCGCUCAGUGUGAGAGGAUGUUCAACACAACACGCACUCCAGGAGAAGAGACCGAUGUGCUGCAGCACUGGCAGGACAGCGAGUUCGUGGCGGUUUACCACAAAGGCCGCUUUUUCCGUCUGUGGGUGUACCGCGCGGGACGCCUGCUGUGUCCACGCGAGAUCGAGUUCCAGGUCCAGAGGAUCCUGGACGAAACCUCACCGCCGCAGACUGGCGAGGAGAAACUGGGAGCUCUCACUGCUGGAGACAGGGUCCCUUGGUCUCACAUCAGGAAGCAGCACUUCAGCUCCGGCAUCAACAAGCGCUCGCUGGAUGCCAUCGAGAGGGCGGCGUUCUUCGUAACUCUGGACGACGAAGAGCAAGGCAUGAAGGGGGACGACCCGGUGGGGAACCUGGACCGCUACGCCAAGUCGCUGCUCCACGGGAAAUGUUACGACAGGUGGUUUGAUAAAUCGUUCUCUAUUGUGAUCUACAAGAACGGGAAGAGCGGCCUGAAUGCAGAGCACUCGUGGGCGGACGCUCCCACCGUGGCUCACCUGUGGGAGUACACCCUGGCCACAGACGCCUUCCAGCUGGGCUACACUGAGGACGGCCACUGUAAAGGGGAAGUGGACCGCUCGCUCCCCCACCCGCAGAGGCUCCACUGGGACAUUCCCUCAGAGGUUCAGGAUCAGGUGCACAGAUCCCUCGCUGUGGCUCAAGUGAUCGCAGAUGACGUGGACUGUCACGUGUUCCCCUUCAGAGACUUCGGCAAAGGACGCAUCAAGAAGCUUCGCGUCAGCCCAGAUGCCUUCAUACAGAUCAGCUUACAGCUGGCAUACUACAGGGAUCGCGGGGGUUUCUGUUUGACCUACGAGGCGUCGAUGACCCGUCUGUUCAGGGAGGGCCGCACGGAGACGGUUCGAUCCUGCUCCAACGAAAGCUCUGCCUUUGUGAAAGCUCUGGAAUGUGGAGAGACACAGGAGCAGUGCAGGCAUCUCUUCAAACUGGCUUCAGAGAGGCACCAGAACCUCUAUCGAAUGGCCAUGACUGGAGCUGGAAUUGACCGACACCUCUUCUGUCUGUACGUGGUGUCCAAAUACCUGGGGGUGGAGUCCCCGUUCCUGAAAGAGGUUUUGUCGGAGCCGUGGCGUCUCUCCACCAGUCAGACCCCAGUUCAGCAGAUGGAGCUGUUCGACCUGAAGAACCAUCCUGACUUCGUGUCGCUGGGCGGCGGGUUCGGACCUGUUGCUGAUGACGGUUAUGGCGUUUCUUACAUCAUCGUGGGCGAGGAUAUGAUCAACUUCCACGUGUCGUCCAAGCGCUCCUGCAGUGACACCGACUCCCACAGGUUCGGAGCUCAGAUAAGUAAAGCCCUCCAGGACAUCAUGAUUCUCCUCACUCCCGACGCCAAAACCUCGAAGCCUCAGUCCAAGAAGCUCCUCUGAACACGGCGUCUCACAUGGUGCGCACGUGUUCCCCUGUCGACGAGCGUAGAAACCGUAGAGAGCCCGUUUUUAAUUUAAAAAACCGCCAUAGGACAUGAAUUGAAAGCAUUCUUUUCAUUGAAAGGAGGGAAUUUACUGAUUUAUAAUCAAAGGGAGAAGAGACGAGUUGCUUUUUGUUUCAGGUGAAACACAAACGUAGCUCCAGGCUCUUGUCACUCACACACAUAUUUCUGUUGUUGGAUCUUAUCAGAAACAAUGGAAUGCGGCCUCACCUGAGCAAUAAAUUUAAUUCUUUCACAUUACGGCCAAACUCCUCUCUGUUUAGACACGGCCUCAUAUUCGGCACUAACACAUAGACUUUAGUUUAUUUCUGUAAAAGGGAGUGAAGGUCCGUUUGGGGGAAAUGUUAGGUCGACAAAUCUCCCUCAGAAUAAGUGGAACGAUUCAAGAGUUCCUAAAUCUCAAUAAAAGCGAAGAGGAAACUGUGUUCUUUCAUCGUAAGUGUGAAAUGACGCUUUGCAGCUGAUCCCACUGACAUGUGUCGAAACAGUUCGGGGUCAUGAAGUGUGAGAAUUGUGUUUCGUCGCUGCGAAUCUGAAAAGCUGAAGGAAUGACGUGUGAGACGAUCAGACCUCCAACCAACAAGAACUCCAGAGAAUGUCAGCUUCUCUUUCCCACAUUCCCGCAGCAGGACAUUCUCUGCUCGGAUCACAUGUUUUUGUUUAAACUACAUUGGCACCGGCGAACGCAUGCACACAAAGCAGAUGUCAUCAGAGGAUCUCCUGUUUCUCACAUCAACUUCUGGUUGGUGCUUUGCUGGUUUUCUUUGUGCAUUAGUGUCGCAGGGAAACUGGCAGAAAAUGUAAAGUUCACCCACUGGUUUGGAGCUUUUUAUUCUCAUUCAGAGGUAAAAACCCCAGAUUCUCUGUGUCAGGACAAAGUCCACAUGGAAUGCAGUGGAGACUCUGGCUAGUUUCAGAUGUCUGGUUGUUGGUGUCGGCUGGAAUGCACCCCUGUGGAAAAGCAAAUACAAAAUAAUAGUUCCUCUACUUUCUACGAUUUUGUUUCAUGCAUCAUUCAUCUGGUUCCUCGUUUAAAAUAGUUUUGAAUUUGGUUGCGCCACCUUGGUUUAGAUUUACAAGAUUCACAUUUUGUUGUUUGUCAGGAUCUACUUUGGAUCAGGUGACGACUCGAUGUCAUACUGAAGUUUUAUUUACAGCCCUGUGAAGGAGGGAGGGAAGGAAUAAAUAAAGAAGUGUAAACUACUUUCUUUUUUAACUUCUCAGGUCAGCGGGUGGGUUUAUUGAGGUGUAGAUGUUUUUCUGCUGUUUUUAAGGUUUGGAAACAUGUUCUUACUCUCACAUACUGAACCAGUUAUUUUGAUCUUUCUGGAAACUGCUUUCAAUCAGGCCGAGUUCCACAUCGCUGGGUUUCUUUAGUCCCACAUCUGUUUCCUCGAGCUCCAGUUCGGUUUGUUCAGCUGCCAAGAAAUGUAUCGAAAGCUCAGUUUAUUUCCCAAACUGCUCCUGAUGAGGCCAAUCCAUUUUAUAAUUAACGAUACACAAUAGGAGGAAGUGAAGUCAGUUCUGUUAACGAAAGGAAUAAAAGGCUCCAGACUUAAAGUAAACAGUACUGUGACUGAGGCGACUGCUUUAAAGGCCAAAGGUUUAAAGUGUCAAGUGACACAGUCCUCACACAGCGAUGCACCCGUGUUCAAGAAACCUGAGUGUGCCUGAAGGCAAGUAUUGAUUCAGUUAAACCGUUUCAAUGCAACUUUAAAUUCAAUGCAACUCCUGAAAGGAAAUAUUGUGGAAGUGUCUUCUCUCUCUCUCUCUGUGUGUGUGUGUGUGUGUGUGUGUGUGUGUGUGUGUGUGUGUGUGUGUGUGUGUGUGUGUGUGUGUGUGUGUGUGUGUGUGUGUGUGUGUGUGUGUGUGUGUGUGUGUGUGUGUGUGUGUGUGUGUGUGUGUGUGUGUGUGUGUGUGUGUGAGAGUCAGAUAAUCGCCGUCGUCCGGUUCUCGUGUGCGAUGAUAAAAAUCUGGAAUCACAUUUGGGUCAAACUCAUAUUUUGUGCUUGUGACAUAAUGAUCUUCUAAUAGUCACCUGUUGUGUGUAAAGAAGUUUUUGUAGCUGUACAACUUGUUGGUACAUUUGUAAAGAUGUUUUGUUACUGUAGAAAUAUUUUGUACAUAAAAAAAAAAAACACAGCUAACCCUAAACCUUUGACACAUUCACAUAUUUUUGCACAUCCACAAAAUAUUUCUACAGCUACAAAACGUUCACAUCCACGAAAAAAGGUCUGAAGUUGCACACAAUUUAAAACGUGUAAUCAAUAUAGCGACACAGCUUUUUUACACACACAAAAGGUGAUGUGCAACGUCAACAUUAUUUCACCAGCACAAAGUAUUAGUGACCCUGAUUCCAUAAAAAGCUAAUAACUCAUUUACUGUAACGCAUGGAACCAGUGUGAAUAACCACAACAUGAUUUCUGCUCCUCGCUCGUAAUACGAUUUAGAAAGUUUGGAUAGAAAUCUUCUAGUUUUGUCGAGGUGUCGUUAACCUUCCGUCUUCGUCUGCUCACAUUUUGUAACUGUUCUAAAUUUGUCUUUACCGUUUUGCUGACCUCAGACCACAGUGGCUUCUAUUAGUGUCUCAGGUCGUCUUGUGCCUCGUUCCCCAAACUGUGGAACGCCAGAGUAACACCGAAAUUCACGAUCACGCUGUUUUCCAGCCAAAAGACACUUAUAAUCAUUUUUUACGUUAAAACUCAUCACCCGAUUACCAAUCAGUUCUGUAAUCUGUUUUCCCUUGGUGUCAUUAUUAAGGGCUUCUUAUCAUUUCUUUUAUAAGAAUGUAUUCAUGUAAAUGCGCUGAUGUGACACAGACGUGCUCGAAGUCUCAGUAAUAUCUCUUCAUGCCUCACCCUGCCUGGAAAUCAUGAAACCAGAGAAACCGAUCGUGUGCCUCAGUCCCAUCAAGACGAACUCAUGGAUCUGAUCAAGUGGUGGAACUCUGGCUUUCAGUAGUUGAGACAAUGUGCAUCUCAUCACGAGGCAACAGUUGAGUUCGCAAUUAACUUUUAGGACUAAACUAAUCCUGAAUAUUAGCACUGUCUUUUCUUACCUAUUUGGUUUUGGGAUACUUUUCUCUACUGGUACGUUAUCUACAGUUUUUACUCUAUAGGUUAAUAGUUGUGAUGUUUACUGACUAAACGCUCCAGAAUAUUCUUGUUACUGAUGUUUUUCACUUUGUUUUUUUUUCAUUGUUAAACUUAUUUAAAUGUAAAUUGUGGACUUUGUGCUUUUUAUAGAUUGGGGAUGGCAUGUGAUGUAAAAUAAAAAAAACUUACUGACCCGACA